CAAAUGUCAAAAAUACACAUUCUGUCAAAAAUCAUAUGUUUAGUUUGUUUUUAAAUUUAAAAGUUAUUUUAUCCUAAAAUAAUGGUUGAAGAAGUAAGAAAACUGUUGCAAGACAUUCUGCAAAAAAUCCAAGGCCUUCACUGCAUUCUGAUAACCGAUAGAGACGGUGUUCCAUUGUUAAAAGUAGGCACAGACAAAGCCCCCGAAAAUGCACUGCGGCCCAAUUUUAUAUCGACGUUCGGAUUGGCUAUUGACCAGGGCAGCAAGCUGGGCUUGGGCAAAACUGGAACCUUGAUCUGCUCGUAUGCACAGUAUCAGGUUAUACAAAUGAACAAACUACCACUCAUUGUUACAUUUAUUACUAGUGAUACUUGCAAUACAGGGCACAUAUUGGCAUUGCAAAAUCAGAUAAAUCCAAUUAUAUCCACACUUACUUUGGCUGUGGCGGAAUCAUAAUUUAAUUUAAAUAAUUUUAAGGAUAUAAUAAAUGUAUUUUUU
Molecule: messenger RNA, 498 nt
Organism: Brassicogethes aeneus
Lineage: Eukaryota; Metazoa; Arthropoda; Insecta; Coleoptera; Nitidulidae
Source: the annotation of a GenBank genome assembly